GGGAUGGAGGGCGGCGAUGGGGCUGACGGGGCGCCCGGCGCGGGGCCCGAACCGGGACCGGGACCGGAGUCAGAGCCGGGGCCGGAGUCGGAGCCACAGCCGCGCAUCGCGCUGCCGCCACUGGGACCGGGCGCACCCCUCGGUUACCUGCACGUCCUGUGGCAGCGGGAGGAGCCCGCGGGCAAGAUCCCGGCCCGCCGCCUGCGCAGGGCCGCCCGCCUGCACCGCCGGCUGGGGCCCACGGGCAAGGAGGCGCACGCUCUGAAAAGGCUGCGUGAAGCUGCCAAUAGCAAUGAUUUGGACACAGUGCAGCAACUCCUGGAGGAUGGAGCUGACCCCUGUGCUGCGGACGACAAGGGCCGGACAGCCCUGCACUUUGCCUCCUGCAAUGGCAACGAUCACAUUGUCCAACUGCUUCUGGACCAUGGGGCUGACCCAAACCAGAGAGAUGGGCUGGGCAAUACUCCCUUACACUUGGCUGCCUGCACGAACCACGUUCCUGUCAUCACCACGCUGCUGCGCGGAGGGGCCAGAGUUGAUGCCUUGGAUCGAGCUGGCAGAACCCCACUACACCUGGCUAAGUCAAAGCUGAAUAUCCUGCAGGAAGGAUUCUCCCACAGCCUGGAGGCUGUACGCCUUGAAGUGAAACAGAUUAUCCAGAUGUUGCGGGAAUACCUGGACCGUCUGGGGAGGCAUGAGCAAAAGGAACAGCUGGAUGACCUCUGCUCCAGGCUACAGAUGACUAGCACGAAGGAGCAGGUGGAUGAGGUUACAGACCUCCUGGCCAGCUUCACGUCACUCAGCCUGCAGAUGCAGAAGAUGGACAACAGGUAAUGGGCUGCCAAAUAAUAUUCCUGCAGCAGCAGGAGAAGCCUUAGAGAGAAAAGGAAGCUGAAGUUUGCUUCUAAGAUCACUGACUAAACAUAGUUGCCAGCAGCCAUUCCUGCCCAGACUGACUCUCCAGUGGUGCUCAGACUGUUCCUGUCGGUGCUGCCACAGCUGCCCCACAGGAAGGCAGCAGGCUCUGCACAACAAAGGCAACAGACAAGAAUGGUGCAGCUGUGACUUUGGGGUAAAAGAGCUGCUCUGCUUUUUACCUUAGGGGCUGGCAAUGACUAGGGUACCCCUUUCCAGAGAUAUUUUGCCUUCUCCUAAGUACAUCAGCUCAAUGUAGGUGGUGACCAAUGCCAUGUGCAGUUACCAGCUUUUACUAGUGCACUCAGCAGCUGGCCAGCAUCACAGAAAAGCUUGGAACAUUCCUGCUUGGAAAAGGCAUCUUUUGCCCCCUCCAUACUGCUCAAUUGCAUGAGGGAGAAAGUGAAUGCCUUGAACAGCACAAGGCUUUGUGCUGUGAGAAGAACACACAUUUAAUUCUGCAUGCUAGAAGCUGAGCAAACAUUCUGCCUUAAGAAACAUGCACUGAGGCUUAAUCCUCACCUUCCCCAGAGCCUGCUAUCAGAGAGCAGAGAAUGUAUCUGGUUGCAAAUGGGAUACAAAGUUUUUCAUGGCUAGACUAACACCUUUCACUGGACCCAUUUUUUAAGUCUGCUGCCAAGUUAGUGCUAAAAUAUUACAGUGUAACACUUCCAAAAAGUACCCAGCUAGCAGGUCAGAGCUGCCCUGUUGCAAGAAUAAGGAUGGGAGGGUGACAAUCUUAACGCAGUUCUAGUCAGACACCUACGUCUUGCAAUAAAGCCCCACCAUAACUAACAUUUCCUGCUACUGGCAGUCUCAGGCAAGAGGUCCAGUUGUGACAGGAGGAUGGAGGUGGAUUUACCUCUGCCUCAGCAGCACCAAACCCAUUGCUCAGCCAUUCUGCAUCUCUUGCUUGUCAUGGAGAACCUUAAGUGCAGUGUGAGAAACGAAUUAUGGUUUAUGCUGGGAGCCUGAAGUGAUGCAGCUAUGAAGGAUGCAGGGAGAUGCUCCUGCUGCUCUCUUGCUUCUGCCUACUGUGGUUAGCAAUGAAGAUUUAGGUUGCUUUGUUGUGGAGCAGAGAUCCAGGAAAUCUCAUUGAUAGGGCACCUACAGCAACAGGGUGAUAGGAACAUGUCAGUAGUGAUCUGAGUUCCCACCUGUGUACCACACCAUGGUGUGCUGGUAGCCACACCUAUCCCACAGCUUGGGAGUCACUGGUUUGAAAGAGGUUAUUAUUAAGAUUCACCUUAAAUACGCAGCAACUACAGUUUGGAGAGUUCUUCAGAGAUCUUUAGGUCAGCAUGCUCUCUGAUACCUGCCUCUUGUCCAGGAAGAGGCUGAGUGGACUUCUGUUCAAAGCUGAGAUACCAGAAAUAGGCAUGGCUUUUAGAUGGGUUCAUCUGUGGGCUGCUGGAGAACACAGCUGGGAUCAGCAGUCCCAUGGCUGGGCUGGAGCUGUCACUGUGCAUAUUCAUUAUGAUAUGCUGGAUGGGAAGGAUGCCGAGAGGGUGGGAGACAAUCUGACCUUUUUGUAUUUUCAACUUCAAUAAAAUCCUGUCAUCCUUUUGUGA
Melospiza melodia melodia is the source of this 2486-nucleotide messenger RNA. It is a transcript of the gene ANKRD54, whose product is annotated as ankyrin repeat domain 54. The coding region runs from base 4 to 834 and encodes 276 amino acids. Gene Ontology annotation, molecular function: protein binding. The transcript has 8 exons. The record is from RefSeq and is a predicted model, not a curated record. Lineage: Eukaryota; Metazoa; Chordata; Aves; Passeriformes; Passerellidae.